Molecule: messenger RNA, 1152 nt
Organism: Penicillium subrubescens
Lineage: Eukaryota; Fungi; Ascomycota; Eurotiomycetes; Eurotiales; Aspergillaceae
Exons: 1
Coding region: 1-1152 (383 amino acids)
Source: RefSeq, a predicted model, not a curated record
AUGGCGGCCUCCCCUGGCCCACCGUCUACUCGGCCGCCUCGCGGCUCUACUGAUCCCACUUCAGCUACUCCAGGCCGAGUGAUCGAGGCCAAAGACAAAAACUUCCUCGAUCUCACCAUGUCCUCUGACGAUGAGCUGGUUCAGCGCUCCCCGAAGAAGGUCAAGUUGAGCCACCCUCGCUCUAGAAAAAAUGCAGAGAACGCCGCUACUCUUGACCUGCCUGAGACUGGCGCUUCUGUUGAGCCCGGUGCUCCAGCUACGGACUGUGCUCCAUCUGAUGGCAACGCUCCCACUGUCCCUGCAGAUACCGAGGCCGAGUGUCUCGUUGCGACUCCACCUGCUACCAGCCCAACUCUCGGCGCUUGUGAAGAUGCUCCUAUUAGCAUCUCUGAGGGCUCUCUAACUGCCACCCCCGAGCCUGCCUCCCCCGUUCCGGACGCUGCCCCUGCGAAGGAUAAUUUUCCAUCCCGUUGCAGUACUCCAAGCGAUCACUGGUGCGCUGAUGACUAUGGCGUCUUUGACCCCGACGAGAGAGAGAACUUCGCAUUCGCCAGUUAUGAUGGCGACAUCUUCACCGAUCCAAGCGCCUUCAAAGAGCACAUCAUGUACUGGGCCAUGAUGGAGAACGACCGCAAAUUCAGACGACACCUCCAAGAUUGCCUGCGGGGCUCGGCACGCACCUGGUACGAAUCACUGAAUGAGGAAGAGCGCGAAGAUCUCCGUGAAAGUACCCUUGAAGACUGGCUUGAUCUCCUUAUUGCCAAUUUCAGUGCCGACUUUGAUGAUGUCAUGAAGAUCAUCAAAGACGCGCCUUGGGACUGGUCCAAGGUUCGAAAGAAGGUUAAGCCUGAGGAUUGGCUCGAGUAUCUGUAUGGGUGCGCUAGCCAGGUGUCUGAGUAUCAGUGGGAGGCGCUUCAUAUUGCCUGGGAGCAGAUUGACCCGGAGAUGAGAGACGAUGUGCCGGAGCCGGACAGUGAUUGCGAGUACCAGGAUUUCCUGGACUAUCUUGAGCAGGCGAAUGAGGAGUGGCGUGAGACUUUCCGGUUGAAGGGCCUGAAGGAACAAAAGGAACAAAAGGGAAAUAAGGGAAGCAAUGGAAAGAAGGGAACCAGGGGAACCAAGAGAACCAAGGCAAAGACAGGAAAGAGAUGA